AUGUCUUCAAGACAGUUCCCUCUUGACAGUCUAGUCAUUUUGGAUGAGGCACUUGCAUGUGCAGCCAUACACGUAGAACAGCACAAAGCUCUGCUUAGCAAGAUAGAUGUAAUUGUAGUGCACUCAAUUGCAUUUCAAAAACAGAACAGUGCUCUUACCAAGGAGCUUUGCGUUGCAAAUGAGCACGUAGAGUUCCUACACAACCAACCCCAGCUUCAGGUACAAGUACCUGGUGUUUCAACCUUCACCACCACCACUCUCCUGCCCACAGAGAUUGCUCCUGUUGAGAAUUCUUCAGCAGAAGCCUCUGCACAUGGUCCUGUCACCAUCCCUACACCCUCACCCACCACGUUUUUGGCUGCUGCCAAGAAGGCAAUGGGAAAGAGACCCAACCAGCCCAAGCUCACCACUGCUCAAGCCACCCAUGCCCUGCAACCCAAAAGUGGACCAUCUGCAUAUGCGUUUGUAUACCUGCCCUGCAACCACCACCUCAAGUACUCCCAAGUACAAAAGCUCUUGAGAACAUUUAAGAUCCAACAGUCCCGUGUCUUGGACAUUUCGUUCCCGGAACGUGGCACUCUCUCCCUCCUUGUGCACAAUGACUUCAAGGACAAGAUCACCCAGCUCUUCGCAGACAUUGGCGUGUCUGUGAAGACAGAUUUUGAUCCCUUGAACCAUUGGAUCAUUGCUGACCCGGCACAUGCCCACAAACCUCUACACUGCCAUCGUCUUCUUGCUCUCUGCCUUCGCCUCCCUGCCCCACUGGGCAAAAGUGUCAUGAGGCACUUUUGUACAGUGGAAAGUAGCUCUCUUCGCCUUCCUUCAGUCUGCCUUGAGCAGUAUCUGGAAGACCGAAACCUUCCAUCUGGCCCCCAAGCCAGUGCCAUUGACACUGCCACUGCCAUGCUCUCUUGGGUUGCCACUAUGCUAAAAUGCGCAAGGCCUAGACAAACCCAUAAUAAAAAUAUUUUCACCUGUCCACCCUUAAUGACUGAAGCUGAAAUCAACCGGUACAACUGUAAUGACUAUGAGCAAUUGAGUUUGAAGCAAGUGACUAGUUUAGGCAACUAG
Phycomyces blakesleeanus NRRL 1555(-) is the source of this 1071-nucleotide messenger RNA. RefSeq lists its product as hypothetical. The transcript has 4 exons. The record is from RefSeq and is a predicted model, not a curated record. NCBI's taxonomy places the organism in Eukaryota, Fungi, Mucoromycota, Mucoromycetes, Mucorales, Phycomycetaceae. The coding region runs from base 1 to 1071 and encodes 356 amino acids.